AAUUUGCGGUGAUUCUUACACGGAAUUUGAUUGGUGUAGAAGGAGGGUAAAGCGAAAGUUAAGAUGUCUGCGCCCAUGUCAGCAGCAAUGUCAAUUUCACUCCUGGUGAUGAUCGGAUUAUGCAGCGUGUGGGUUGACGUUACUGAGCAGAUGACGGAUGAUGAGUUUGAAGGUGGAUCAAGAGCAUUAGUUCUGGAACACAGUUUUGAUUCUGGAUUGAAUCCAACUUUUUCUAAAAAGGGAACUGUAAUUUUAAAAUCUCUGAAGGGAAAUCGAGCUUUCUUCUCACAGUCUGCACCAUUAACCAUUGAUGAACAAACAAAACUGAAGGAAUUGGCCAGGAAUAAUGAUAUAUACCGUUUGAGGCUGCAGACCGGGUCAGGUUCGUCUAGUGGAGAGUAUGUCACCACUUACACACCAGCGUGCGGAAUCUUGUCAUCCAAUCUGUCUGACCACAUAUGGAUUCACUUUGACCAGUCUGGAGAGGUCAUGGGUAUCUCCGUGGAAACGACCUCCUCCUUGUGUACUCCUGUCGACAGUUUCUCUCUACGAGAUUGGAAUACCAGCAUGGAAGUGUCCCAGACUGUGCUGGGUCCUAUGCCAGAUACUCAGAGUUACAUAGAAAAAUUAAAACGAGAGGAACAAGAGAGGUCCAAAGGUCAGACCGAGGACAAACGCUCAUUCUUAGCCAAAUAUUGUGUCCCUACCCCAGUAGAUUUAACCAUGCAUUCCACUGAGGACUAUACUGGCCAUACAGAACAGUGGAUGUACAUCGUCCCCAUCGUCUUGGUGAUGAUGCUGUCCGGGGCCGGUGACCAGCAAGGUCAGGGAGGGGGCGGAGGAGGAGGGGGAGGUGGUCAGUGAUCACGUGUCACAUGCGGACAUUCCGAAGACUGAAAUUACCAUCAUUUUUAAAGUACAUUUUAACAUAUAAAUUCAUGUUUGCUGAAACUGAAAGAUACACGAGAUAAAAUAAUGGUAGAAAUGGAAGGACAAGUGCAAACAUUACUCCCUUGCAUGUACACCUACAACACAGAAGUCUUUUGUAGGGGAGAAUUUAUUUAGGUACUUUUUAACGUAAUCAACCUUACAACCUUUCCAAUUUUUUUAUGUGUAUAAAAAGUGUUUAAAUGAUUCAUUGUUAUGUGUGGUUUCUAUGAUAUUGUGAGUGUAUUAUCUCCCUGUGGUGGGGGGUUGAGUGCAUUGUAGAUCUUAAGUAUGUGCUAUGUAGCAAAUCUUGGAACACUAUUUAUAAUUUGUUUCAUGUUACACUAUAUAUUUUUCGGCAUGCUUGUACUACAAACAUUUGAGAAAAAUACAUGUAUUUCUACAAUAUUUUAUUGUAUAGGUAGUUCAUAUUCUUUGUAUAGUAGUACGUUUUUUGCAUAGAAGAUGCUUUUAUGUUAAUUUUCCUUUCAAUAUAAUUUACAAACAUAGGCACCAUUCAGUAAAUUAGAUUUUAAACCUGCUUUUAAAAGAAUUUUUAUACGGUUAAAUUAUAUACCUCAGACGCUUCUUUUCUUCUUCAGAAAUUUUAGUAAAACCAUAGAAUAUUGAUUCAAUAUAUCUAAAGUUGAAAAAAUGGCCAUGUAUGCUAGUAAUGUUGUUUACCAAUGAUAUUUUUCUUGUUUACCAUAGAAUGUCAAGUUCCCAAACGUAAUGCGUGCUCAAAAGAUUCACUCCCAGUUUUGAAAUGGUCAUUCCAACGUUAAUAUUUCAAAUCUAAUCACUGCCAGCCUUCCAUGUGGGCACGAUAGUUCGUGGUCUGUUGUUUUCCUUGGAUUAUUGAAUAAAUAAAGAGAACUCGAUGGAGACUGCGUCUUCAUUUCAUCCAUUAUACAAACCCUCCGCUAAUCUCAUAGACUCCCUGUCACUGUCAUUCCGGAGUUAGAGAGAAGGGUUAAACGCUAUACCUCUCAGGUAGAGAAAUGAAUUUUAUCCAAGUUUGCGCGUAACUUGUGUGAUUGUAGAGUAAACUUGUUAAUGCAUAGCAUGUACUAAAGAUGGCAUUACUUGAUGUUCGAUGUCUAUGAAUUUGAAAUAUUAUUCAAGACAAGUCCAGAUUUUAGAGAUACUAGAUAUACUUUUUGUUUUUGUUGUAAUUGAAAAAUUGGUGUUAUUUUCCCUUAAAAAUCGUCGAUACAAAUUAUUGAUAUAGUGUCAGGAAGUAUUACCAAUUUGAAAUAUGUUGUAGAAUGUGUAGUAUAUAGAAGAAAAUAAAAUCAUACAUGUCUCUA
Ostrea edulis (European flat oyster) is the source of this 2237-nucleotide messenger RNA. RefSeq names its product ER membrane protein complex subunit 10-like. The transcript is spliced from 8 exons. Lineage: Eukaryota; Metazoa; Mollusca; Bivalvia; Ostreida; Ostreidae. The record is from RefSeq and is a predicted model, not a curated record. Bases 64 to 864 code for a protein of 266 amino acids. Gene Ontology annotation, cellular component: EMC complex.